AGUUUGGUCAAAUGUACACCUGUCACUUCUGGGAUAAUAACCUCAGCACCAAGUGUAGCAUCACCUCAAUUUAUGGCAAACACACUGGAAGUCAGAGAAAGGAACUAUGGAAGGACAUCUCUGAUAAUGUUAUCAGUGAUCACCUUUGGAUUGUAGGGGGUGACUUUAACACUAUUUGCUCCCUUGAGGAGCACCAAGGCCUAACCACCCCCACCCUGGCAGACAUUACAGACUUCAAAGACUGCAUUGAAGCCAUCCCACUCAUUUGCCCAACCUUUGAAGGAGGUAUCUUCACCUGGAGUGGGGUGAGGAGUAGGGGAAGAAUUUGGAGAAGAUUAGACAGGGCUUUGGUUAACCCUCUCACUAUGAACCAUUUCCCUGAACUUAACAUGAAACAUCUGAGCAAAACCUCCUCCGACCAUAAGCCUAUUUUGCUGCAAUGCCAACUAGAGGACUUCAAAGGAGCAAAACCAUUCCGAUGCCAAGACUUCUGGUUCUCCCACAUCAACUUCCUCAAGGUAGUCAAAGUUAACUGGACCCAGCAGCCCAUGAUAGGAGGAAUGAGGGGACUGGUUAUUAAACUCAAAGGGCUCAAGGCUACACUUAAAAACUGGAGCAGGGAACCAUUUGGUGACAUCUUUGAAGCUGUAAAGGAAGCAGAAUGUAAAGCAAUGAAGGCACAAGAAGAGUAUGAACAUAAUCCAGUUGAUAUCUUGAGAUCCAUAGCCAACAAAGCUCAAGCUGAUCUAAUUGUAGCCACUAACAGAGAAACCCUCUUUUGGAAACAGAAAGCUAAUAUUAAAUGGAUGGAAUUAGGGGAUCAGAAUUCUUCCUUUUUCCACUCUUAUGUCAAGAGCAGAAGAAGCAACCUCAAGAUCAGAAGCAUUACAGAUGGCAAUGGAAGGAAAAAAAUGGAGGUAGAGGAGAUUCGAAAGGCAGCAGAGGAUUACUUUAAACAGUGUAAGAAGGAACCUUUGGGAGGCCUUAAGCCAUUCAGGUUUCUAGAUGCCUGGCUAAACCAUCCUACUUUCCUUAAAGUGGUUACAGACUCCUGGGAUAAAACUAAUCAACAUGGAGGCAUGGAAGGACUGGCUAGAAAACUCAAAGAGCUUAAAGGACAUAUCAAGGAGCGGAACACCAAAACAUUUGGUAAUAUUUUCAGUAAAUUAAAGGGGGCAGAGCAAACAGCAAUUCAAGCACAGGAAAAUUUUGAAAAAGAUCCUAGUCCUGCAAAUAGAGAACAGGAGAAUAAAGCUAAAGCUCAACUAAUCCUAGCUACAGAUUAUGAACUCAGCUAUUGGAAGCAAAAAGCCAAUAUCAAGUGGAUGGAGGAAGGAGAUUGCAACUCCAAGUUUUUCCAUGCAUUUGUCAAGGGUAGGAGAGCUAAAAACCAAAUCAGAAGGAUUGUGGACAUCCAAGGGAAAGAGCACACAGAUAGAGAGGUUAUUCAUAAUAUGGCUAUUGACUACUACAACAAUCUCUUCAACUCUAAGAAAGAUAUUGUUACUACUCCUGUUCUUGAUUACCUGGAGACAGUGAUUACACAAGAGGACAAUGCCAAGCUCAGCAAAAUACCAACAGCAGAGGAGAUUAGGGAGGCAGUGUGGAGUAUUAAUCCUAAUAGUGCUCCUGGCCCGGAUGGGUUCAAUGGAUCCUUCUUUAGGGCAGCAUGGCAUAUUAUUCAAAAUGAUGUGAUAAGUGCUACACAGGAGUUUUUCAUUGGGAUCAAUCUGCCAAAGAGUUAUGGUAGUACUUUUCUAUCCUUGAUCCCUAAGAUUGAUAAUCCUAAGAGCUUUGGAGACUAUAGGCCCAUUUCACUCUCCACCUUCAUGAGUAAAGUAAACACUAGAAUACUUGCAGACAGGAUUCAACAGUUGCUACCCAAGAUUAUUUCUUCAGAGCAGACUGGCUUCCAAACAGGGAUGGGGGUUGACGAACAAAUACUUUUGGUGGAAGAGAUGGUUCACAAGAUUGAUUCUAAGAUCAGAGGAGGCAAUGUCAUUAUCAAAUUAGAUAUGGCCAAGGCUUUUGACAACUUGGAGUGGGACUACAUACAGGGGAUCUUAAAGAAACUUGGGUUUUCAGAACACAAUCAGGGACUUCUCCUAGCUAACCUCAGGGGUACACACAUCUCCAUAAUGAUUAAUGGGAGCCCUAAAGCUGAGAGCUCUGUUAGGGACUUACCUCAAUGGCUCUGGUCAGGAGAUUAAUCUCAGCAAGAGCAAGUUUUAUUGUGGGAAGGGAAUAAAGCAAAGAAAUAUUGUCAAGAUGGAACACAUAUUAAAGAUGAAGUUCA
This is a messenger RNA of Cuscuta campestris, 2296 nucleotides long. NCBI's taxonomy places the organism in Eukaryota, Viridiplantae, Streptophyta, Magnoliopsida, Solanales, Convolvulaceae. The record is from the annotation of a GenBank genome assembly.